Messenger RNA from Mya arenaria, 1500 nucleotides. RefSeq names its product bile salt-activated lipase-like. Gene Ontology annotation, cellular component: cell surface; synapse. Lineage: Eukaryota; Metazoa; Mollusca; Bivalvia; Myida; Myidae. The transcript has a single exon. The annotation marks the transcript as partial. The record is from RefSeq and is a predicted model, not a curated record. Gene Ontology annotation, biological process: postsynaptic membrane assembly; chemical synaptic transmission; synaptic vesicle endocytosis. Gene Ontology annotation, molecular function: signaling receptor activity; neurexin family protein binding.
AUGCCUUGUGAAAUAUUCGAAAUACUCGUCACCAUCGCUCUAUUAGCACCAGUGCAUGCUUUUUUAUUUGAUGAUGCUAGAUUACAUGUACACACUGGAGUAGGGGAGAUUGCUGGAUACACGGUAGACUUACCAUUUGACGGCACGGUAUACACUUCUCGGCGGUUUCUCGGUAUUCCCUAUGCAGAGCCCCCUCUCGGAGACAAACGGUUCAGAAAACCCACAAUGAUGACCAAACUUCCAUCAUCACCAUUUAAAGCGUACACGCAUGGCCCCGUCUGUCCACAGCCCCUUGCCAGAAGUUACGGAUUAAAUACCUCUGAAGACUGUCUAUUUCUGAACAUUCACACGCCAAUGCCUACCGGUCGCACAACACAUUCUUGGCCAGUUAUGGUGUUCAUUCACGGAGGUGGUUUCAAUAUGGGCUUUUCUAACAUCUACGACGGCUCUGUCCUAAGCGCCAUGAAUCAUGUCAUCGUUGUAGCAAUAAAUUACCGUCUCGGACCGCUGGGAUUUUUUAGCACACACGAUCAGAACGCCCCCGGAAACUACGGUCUCUGGGACCAGCAUCUCGCCUUGCAAUGGGUAAAGAACAACAUUGGCCAUUUUGGAGGCGACCCAGACACUAUUACACUAUUUGGAGAAUCAGCUGGUGGAAGCAGCGUUGUUUAUCAAUCCCUCUUUGCCGGAAACAAAGGCCUCAUUAAGCGAGCAAUUGCACAGAGUGGGACCAUUGCGGGCUGGGCUGUUGACCGGUUUAAUAGCAGCUUUAAAGGUUCCAUGAACUUCGCACAUGCUCUUGGAUGUAACCAGUCAUCCUCAGCAGAUAUGAUGAUUUGUCUGCGCAAAAAACAGUCGUCUGAUAUUUCUUCAACUGCUGUUUCAGUACAGUUGCCAAUUUUUCCAAGCAACAAUGUCAACAGAUCGUGGAUACCUGUCUUGGACCAAGACUUCGUAAAAACGGAAACCAUUGGCUUACUGUCAAAGCUUAAAUCAACCAAUUUUAUUUCAAAUUUCUCCACUUUUACUGACAUCGAAUUCAUGAUUGGCGCCAAUAGUAAUGAUGGGCUUGUGUAUUUUCCAAACUGGCUUUUGUUCAUGAAUGUAACAUCAGAUGCAAGCGGGGAAUAUCCUGUUACUAUCGAGCAAAUAAAGGAUACAGUUGUACCUAGGAUUGCCCAGAUUGUUCUUGGAGAGAUGCCAACACAAUCUGUCCUUGACACUAUUGCCUUUGAGUACACGCCAUGGGCUGACCGUACGAAUACGACCCUCUUGCAAAAGACCAUGAUCGAUAUCUGUACAGAUAGUUUAUUGUACGCCCCGUCUCUGCUUACCGCCCGUGGUCAUCAGCGAGGGACAAAGAACACGUAUAUGUACAAAUUCUCUGUCGCACCGCCAAGGAAUUUCAUGCCGCCUCCUCCAAGUCUUCUAGGGGAGCGGGUAGCCUCGCAUGCAGACGAACUUGCGUUCGUGUUUGGGUUUCCGGUAUCGGGGCUAAUC